AUGCCGGAGAAAAAUAUAUCCGUUGCCGGAUUCUUGACCGUCUUUGUGUGGCUCGGUCUGGCAGCGGCCGGGGAAGAGGGGACGGGCGGAAACAACAAUUAUCUUCCAGUUUCAAUAGCCAAAGCUAAUUACCCCCACAACGGUGUCGAUUUUCCGACCGGAAAACCCACCGGCAGAUUCUCCAACGGCAAGAACGCCGCCGAUGUUAUCGCUGAGAAAUUCGGAAUACCUUCGCCUCCGCCGUAUCUGUCACUGAAAAAUACAGGGGACAAAUCCGCCGGAGAAUCCACCGGCGUCAACUUCGCCUCGGGCGGAGCGGGAAUCUUCAACGGCUCCGACCAAACCCUUGGCCAAUCUAUACCAAUGUCUGAACAAGUGAACAAUUACAUAUCCGUUCAUCAAGAAUCGGUGAAUCAGCUCGGAGCAUCCGCUGCUCAGAUCCAUUUUUCGAAAUCGAUAUUCGUUAUCGUCGUCGGAAGCAACGAUCUCUUCGACUAUUUCCGAUCAUUCGACCUCCAGAAGAACAAUGAUCCUCAACAGUACACGCAAUUGAUGGCUAUGAAACUCAAAGAGCAACUAAAGAGGUUAUACGAGAAUGGGGCGAGGAAAUUGCUGGUGGUGGGGAUCGGGCAGAUCGGAUGCACGCCGGGGCAAAGGGCGAAGAGCUCGACGCCGCCGGAAUGCAACGGAGAAUCGAAUAAGUGGUGCUCCAUUUACAACGAGGCUCUCAAAUCAAUGUUACAAGAGUUGAAACAAGAGCUUCGUGGCUCCAUAAGUUACUCUUAUUUCGACAAUUUCAUGGCCAUGCAAGAUAUCAUCUCCGAUCCCUCCGCUUACGGUUUUACAAACGUGGAAGCUGCGUGUUGUGGACGCGGAAAGCUAAACGCCGACCUUCCAUGUCUGCCGGUCGCCAAGUAUUGUCCGGACAGGACACAGUAUUUCUUCUGGGAUCUGUACGGCCACCCGACAGAAGCCGCCGCUCGGAGUUUCGUCGGGCUUAUGUUCACCGACGACACUCGAGUCGACAGUUAAACAGCUUGCCUCCUUAUCAUAAUAUAUUUCAUUACGCAAUUUAUUAUACCUUUUUACUCUUCUUCGCAAAUACUUCAUUACAAAAUUAUGAGACACAAAAGCAUAAUAAAAUCAAAUAGACAGCCCCUAUUUUGUAUUAGUUUCUCGAUAAAUAAUACUUACUUUAUUUUUAAUGACUA
This is a messenger RNA of Tarenaya hassleriana, 1211 nucleotides long. Its product is annotated as GDSL esterase/lipase At5g55050-like. Gene Ontology annotation, molecular function: hydrolase activity, acting on ester bonds. The record is from RefSeq and is a predicted model, not a curated record. The transcript has 5 exons. NCBI's taxonomy places the organism in Eukaryota, Viridiplantae, Streptophyta, Magnoliopsida, Brassicales, Cleomaceae. The coding region runs from base 1 to 1032 and encodes 343 amino acids.